CUCUAGAGAGAGGAGAGAAAAAAAUUGUAAAAUUUAGAGAGAGAAAUAGAGAUUUUAGAGAGAGAGAAGAUAGAAACUUCAAAGAAUAAUGGAAGAGAUGAUAGUGGUGUUUGGAGGUCAGACUUUGGCCUCCAUUUCCCCCCAAGAGAAUGCAAGUGUAGCCUACACUGUGUAGGAGGACAAUAUCUGGUGAUUUUCAGCCAUUGCUACUUGCUAGACUUCAGAGUUUCUAGGAAAAGAUAUGCAAGAUAUGGAUCAGGCCAACUACGAGAACAACCCUGAAUGGAUCGUGCAAACGCAGGAGAUUCAGCAGUUCAAUGAUAUCCUCAACAAAGAGAUUGAAAGGAAGCAUUUGAUGAGAGAAAUGGAGCAAAGUAUUCAUGAUCAAGGGAAGAAUAGUAGGGUUUGGCAACCCACAUUUGAAUGGGAAGAUUUCGAUCACACAAAUCUUGCCAUGGAUAAACCAAUAAAGGUAGAUAAAGCAAGAAACGAUCUGCUUGUGGCCAAGGAAGUUGGAGACUCAAGAAACUCAAAUGAAGGUGGGAGUUGUGAUAUGUCCUCUUCUUACAAUAAACUGAACUCAUUGGAAGGCCAAGGGAUGAGGGUUCUCAAACUCCCCAUAAAGAGGCGUAGAAGUAUCGUAGAACUAAGUCAGAUUCACGUGCCGAAUGGGCGACAGAGGUACAUAAAGAAAUCACAGGAUGAUGCGAUUGAUCUCAAUAAGGUAGCUGACUCUAUGAUCAAUUUUGGUCAACAGCCCUUUUGAUUAUGAUAUCGUAUAUCGUGAAACCAUUUAUCUAUGGUACAAGAGGGUCAUAAUCAACCAUAACCUUCUCUAGUACAAUUGGUCUUUGAGCAUGGUAUAACAGAACGCCAACCAUCUAAUUUUACAUCUAUAACUAUAAGUGAUUAUAACCUUCUUGUAACAAAAGAAAAUGGUUUUUAUUAUAUACUUUUUCUGUAAUUAUAGGUGUUUUAACUUUAGAAAAAAAUUGAGUUAGGGCCGGUUCUAUUGAAUAAUUGUGAUUGGAUAAUGGUGAGAUUACUUGUAGUUUGGGUGGAGAUGUUGGGCUGAGGCCAAUGUGUUUGGGAAUUGGGUGGAUAGUUUGCUUUGUUGAUUGGUCAUCAAGUGCGAAGAUAAUUGUAAAUAGAAAGCAGGGACCAUGGGUUCACAUAGUGGAAAUGUUACAUGUGGAGUGAUUGAUCAAGAUUAGAGGUAAUAGGCUAUGGAGCAAGAUCAUCGAUCCAUUUCUAUCUAUGGAGCAAAGGCCUGAAAUGACAAGAAUUAUAAGCAAAAACUGAUUAUUUUUGGGCUCUUUAGGCUCAUUUGCUUUGUACCAAUGUGCUAUUAUUUAAUGUUCUUUUAUGGAAAUGUGAGAAACA
This is a messenger RNA of Amborella trichopoda, 1383 nucleotides long. The record is from RefSeq and is a predicted model, not a curated record. NCBI's taxonomy places the organism in Eukaryota, Viridiplantae, Streptophyta, Magnoliopsida, Amborellales, Amborellaceae.